Molecule: messenger RNA, 1367 nt
Organism: Syngnathus acus (greater pipefish)
Lineage: Eukaryota; Metazoa; Chordata; Actinopteri; Syngnathiformes; Syngnathidae
Gene: rnaseh1
Product: ribonuclease H1
Exons: 9
Coding region: 371-1312 (313 amino acids)
Biological process (GO): DNA replication, removal of RNA primer
Molecular function (GO): magnesium ion binding; RNA-DNA hybrid ribonuclease activity; nucleic acid binding
Source: RefSeq, a predicted model, not a curated record
GCUCUGCUCCUACAUUGGUGUGCAGUCGAAGAAUAGGUCGAAGAACUUUCCAUUUUUCAUUCUUUGGACUUUUUUUUGUCUUAUCUGUGAAGACAAAUUCUUCACGGAGACCUAUAAAAUGCACAGCAGAAGCAGCAGUCUUCUUGUCGUCUGCAUGUCAUGUUUUGACGUGUGUCGUGCAUGAGUUGAUCCUUGAAAGCUAGCCGGCAACUAGCAUAGCAUUAGGACUGCUUCGUGGCACCUUGCAAGUUAGUCAACAGACGUUUGCAUCGUUUUUCUGCCAACAAAAAAGCGUGGUCAGGCCGUUUAUUCUUGUCCACGUCAAGAUGGCAGCCGCCUGCGUGAAUCGCCCCGUUACCUGCUGACUGUCAUGCUGAGACUAGCUCGUCUUUUCAGGGCAGUGACGUUGACGAGAAGCGUUUGCGACACCUCCGUGGACGACAUGGCCAAGGGGAAGUUUUUCUACGCCGUGAGGAAAGGAUUGCAACCAGGUGUCUACAACUCCUGGGAUGAGUGUAAGGCCCAGGUGGACAAAUUCCCAGCAGCUUCUUAUAAGAAGUUUGCCUCCGAGAAGGACGCGUGGGCUUUUGUUCGAGGAAUUCAACCUUCUGCGGUACCACAGCAACCCAAAGCAGUGGAACCGGAUGUUUAUUUGCUCCCCAAAAGGGGUCCUGAGCCUUUGGAGUACAUCCCGCUCGGUAAGAAGAGAAGUCACGUUGAUGAAGACGACGACGAGAAGGAGGAGAAGAAGCAGCAGGAGGAGACUUCCGUGCCGUCCAAGCGCAUCAAACCCAACCAAAGCUCAUCUUCGGACGACAAAGAUGGAUUCACAUACAUGGGCGACGCCGUGGUGGUUUACACGGACGGCUGCUGCUCCUUCAACGGCAGACGCGGCGCUCGGGCCGGCAUCGGCGUCUACUGGGGCCCCCAGCAUCCUCUGAAUGUUGCCGAGCCACUGCAGGGGAGACAAACCAACCAACGUGCAGAAAUCAAGGCAGCAUGCAUGGCGCUGCAACAGGCCAGUGAGCAAAAGAUCAAGAAGCUGCUGGUCUACACAGACAGCAUGUUCACCAUCAACGGCAUCACCAAGUGGGUGAAGAACUGGAAGCUGAACGGUUGGCAGCUCAAGUCGGGCGGCAGCGUCACCAACAGAGACGACUUUGAGGAGCUGGACCGCCUCUGCGGCCAGCUGGAGGUGGUCUGGAUGCACAUCCCCGGCCACGCGGGCUACAAAGGCAACGAGGAAGCAGACAGGCUGUCCAGAGAAGGAGCGGCAAAAUCCAAGCCGGAGCUCCACCCAGCGUCGCCGUGAGCGCCCGCAUUUCUGUUCUUUUAUUCGUUUUGCAAUAAACUUGUUUUCCGCCUCA